AUUCUCCUUCCUUUCGUGGUCUUUUCAAUUCAUCGCUUCGCUCUCUCUCUCUUUUUCGCGUUAUUUUCUUCUCAAAAAUCAGCAAAACCUCUCCCCCUUCCCCCUCCCCCCGCCAUCUCCUCUCCUUCUCUCUCGGUCGCAUCGAAUCCUCACUCGCCGUCUCUCUUUCUCCGUCUCGCUGAGCAAGCACCUAUACAUCGUUGCUUCUUGUUUCCUUGUGAUUCGUGCUCAUGAUCCUUCUCGCUUUCGAGCGCUGAAACGAAAACCUUCACCGCUAACCCUAACUCACCAACACUAAUUCCAUUCCCUCUAUUCUCAAGACUCAGCCGUUUGACCUAAAACACAGAAUUAGUUAACCAUAUCUAAGGUUCUGUAAGUUCCUUCUUGCUGAUGGUUUAAUCCAUAGAGGCACUGCAUAUGCUUAUACUGCAACAGAUUUUACUUUAAUGCGUAUAUAUACUUGUAGGUUAGAGGGUGCUGCUUUUGUUGAGAUGAGUUUGCAACAGGCUGCACAACCCAAAUUUUAUGCCAAUGGUCGUCGAAGAGCUGAGAGGGAAGGGGGGGCAAGGUUGGACAAUAAACUGCAAUCUGGAAGAUCAAGUUCGAAUAAACCAAUGGUUGGUGGCAAAGUUGGAAUGUUUGGGAGUCCCUCUCGUGAUCGGCUUGUAUAUUUGUCGACAUGUCUCAUUGGGCAUCCUGUGGAAGUCCACCUGAAAAAUGGAUGCAUAUAUUCUGGCACAUGUUAUACAACAAAUGUUGAGAAGGAAUUUGCAAUUGUUCUGAAAAUGGCUCGCUUGAUCAAGGAUGUUUCUUUUCGAGGGCAGAAAGCAGAAAAUCUUAGCAAGCCUCCUUCAAAGUCUUUAAUUAUACCUGGCAAAGAAGUUGCGCAAGUGAUUGCAAAGGAUGUGUCCGUAACCAUGGAUGGGAUGAACCAGGAGCUCCACUGUGAAAAGCAGCAUGAGCUUAUGAUAGACUCCUUUAUAUCACAAUCCUGUAAUGUUGAAGUGGAGAGACAGCUGGAACCGUGGGUCCCUGAUGAAGAUGAACCACAGUGCCCUGAACUAGAGAAUAUAUUUAAUGGCCCUUGGAAUAGGGGCUGGGAUCAAUUUGAGACAAAUGAAAUGCUAUUUGGAGUAAAAAGCACCUUUGACGAAGAAAUUUAUACUACAAAACUUGAGAGAGGCCCUCAGAUGAGAGAGUUGGAGAAAGAAGCUACAAGAAUAGCAAGAGAAAUUGAGGGUGAGGAUACACAAGACCUUCAUUUAGCUGAGGAAAGAGGCAUCCACCUUGAUGGAAAUUUUGAUAUUGAUGAAGAGACCAGAUACUCUUCUGUAUAUAGAGGUAUAGGGAUUGACGAUAGUGGAUAUGAUGAAACUGAGGAUAUAAUGUUUGAUUCCCACAAUAGUGAAACCUUUGGAGCUGCAUCUGCUUCUUACACUAAUGAGUCUGCUGAUUUGACCCAUGGGAGAAGUAAUGAAGUAGUUCGAGUUUUAUCAAGUUCUUCCCUGGAUGAGGCACAAUGUUCUCAGUCAUGUACUGUUGCAGAUUGUCAUUCAGGUUCCUAUGAGUAUGCUAGACAGCCGGCAUCUGAGAGUCCUUUUAAAAGUUUCUCUAUCUCAGAAUGUGAAAACAGGAUCCAAGAGAAUCUUCAUGGUGAACAUGGAGGAAAUGACAAUGUGGAGUUAGUAGAAGAGCGAACUGUUGAGGGGGCUCAAUUGCCAAGACAUGCGGUAGAUCCUCUGUCAUUGAAUGGAAAGAAAAAUGGCUCUGAUAAAGGAACGCUAUCCCCAAAUGCAACUGCCUAUGCUCCAUCAAAUGUUUCUUCAGAAAGUUAUGAGAAGACAAGUUCUUCUGCUCAACUGCCAGAAGGUGCGCCAUCUCUCAAAGGAGCUCGAGAAGUGCAACCUUCAAACUCCCUUGGACGACCUGGCAGUUCUACGUCAUCAAAUUCUGAUUGUAUUGGUGCUGUCUCAGUUUCCAAUAAUCCUGGUUUAUCGCCUAGCUCAUCAAUGGGUUCAUUGUCUUCUGAGAAGUUGACAUUAAAUCCCCAUGCUAAGGAAUUCAAACUAAAUCCCAACGCCAAGAGUUUCAUGCCUUCUCAAACUUCUGUUAGGCCUCCAUCACCCGAUGGUUCCUUCUAUUUUCACCCUAAUGUUUCUUCUCUACCACAAAUACAUGGCAUGCCUAUGGGAAUUGGAAUUGGACAAUCAUUUACUGGCCAUCAGCCAGUUAUAUUUAAUCCACAGGUUGCAUCAUUGCAAACUCCACAAGCAUAUUUUCAUCCAGGUGGACCUCAGUAUGGACAAAAUAUGCUUCUUGGUCAACCUAGGCAAGUCUUGUAUGUGCCAAGCUACCAACCCGAAAUGCAAUACAAAGGACGAGAGUUCUAGUAAUCUGACGACAUUCUUGGCAGUUGCACUCUGCUCGCAAGGAAUAAACUUCUGAGAGGCUGCUUGGAAUAAUUUUCCGGGGAUCUAAGCCUGGCAGUCCAUGAAGAUCUAUAGGUCUGGACCCCUAUUUGUGCCCGGGCGCAGUUGACCAUUUCUGGGAUAUAUAAUUCUUUUUUUUUUUUUGGAAAAAAGAAACUUUCCUGUAUGCUUUCAUUUAUAUCAUGACUGGAUUUUUCAUCUUUCUUUCAACCAGUAGUGUUUUAACAGUGACUUCUUUAACUUGAUAAAAGUAGUUAUUGGAUGCCGGUUUGCCUUA
Manihot esculenta (cassava) is the source of this 2706-nucleotide messenger RNA. Its product is annotated as polyadenylate-binding protein-interacting protein 3. Gene Ontology annotation, biological process: cytoplasmic stress granule assembly. Bases 447 to 2390 code for a protein of 647 amino acids. The transcript has 16 exons. The record is from RefSeq and is a predicted model, not a curated record. Gene Ontology annotation, molecular function: RNA binding. Lineage: Eukaryota; Viridiplantae; Streptophyta; Magnoliopsida; Malpighiales; Euphorbiaceae. Gene Ontology annotation, cellular component: cytoplasmic stress granule.